This is a messenger RNA of Leptomonas pyrrhocoris, 1582 nucleotides long. Its product is annotated as putative mitochondrial iron/zinc transporter protein-like protein. The transcript has a single exon. NCBI's taxonomy places the organism in Eukaryota, Euglenozoa, Kinetoplastea, Trypanosomatida, Trypanosomatidae. Gene Ontology annotation, biological process: zinc ion transmembrane transport. Gene Ontology annotation, cellular component: plasma membrane. The coding region runs from base 215 to 1582 and encodes 455 amino acids. The record is from RefSeq and is a predicted model, not a curated record. Gene Ontology annotation, molecular function: zinc ion transmembrane transporter activity.
GCAUUCUCCCCUUGACCUUCGCCUUUCUGUGCUCUGGUUUUGUUUUUCGUUGUCGCACAGCUUUCACGAGCUACUGGCCCUUUUGGUUUUGAUUCCUAGAAAAGCGAGCGCACGCCAUCGUCUACCAGCCGCCGUAGCGUAGAUUUGGCUUCUUCUCUGUUUAACGCUCUCAAUCCCUUUCCUUACACCCACCUCCUCCCGAAGUACGGCCGCGAUGCGUGGCGAGGAGUUCAGCGUCGAAGGCUGCCGGCGGUACCUCGCAGACCGCGGAUACAGCGUGCAGGGCCCGGACACGCGUCACGUGGUGCCGCUGGGAGUUCAGGAUCCCACGGAACACUCUCUGUGUGAUGGUUUGGUCGGCGUCUACUCCAACGGGCUCCACAUCGGGGCGAUCUUCCUGAUCCUGGGUGUGUCCUUCCUGGGCACUGCGAUCCCGAUCGCCGGCAAGUUCUUCCCUGUCCUGAGCCGCUACCCCUUCGUCUUUGUUAUUGCGAAGACGGCCGCCACCGGCGUGCUGCUCUCCGUGUCGACGAUCCACCUGAUCCACGAGGGUGCGAUGGCGUUCAGGGAAGAGUGCAUGGACGAGACGUUGAAGCUGUACAAGCCUGCGUACUUCCUGUUUGCCCUCGUUGCCGUUCUGCUGAUGCAGCUGCUGGACAUCCAGCUUGGCGAGAUUGCGGAGCGCUGGCUGAAGGCGCAGUCGACUGCGGACGCCGCCGCCGCUGCUGAGGAGGCGAGUGCGCUGGCGGAUGAAGGCGACGCCGCAGAGCAACCGCCGCAGCAACCGCAGGAGCGGGACGGCAACUUCGUUGAGUUGGAUGCGGGGCUGACUGGCGAUGCGCCGGACGUGGAUGCGGCCGGGUGUGACGCUGUGGUGGCGCCUGCGAAGGGCGUGUCCGAUGACUCGACCCCUGCUGAGAAGCCGAAGCGUGACGACUGUCCAGCUGCCCUUGCCGUGAACGAAGCCCCAUCGUGCCCCUAUGCACACGCCAGUGAGCACCGCGCUGAGUCGAAAGACGACGACUUCGCCGCUCAUGGUCACCAGCACUUGGCGGUGCGGCCGCCGCGUGACAUGAACUCGAUCCGCCGGGUCAUCGCCGCCGUCUGCAUGGAGUUCGGCGUGACGUUGCACAGCGUCUUCGUGGGCCUGGCAGUCGGGCUGACAACCGACGCGGAACUGAGACCGCUGAUCGUGGCGCUUGUGUUCCACCAGAUGUUCGAAGGCAUGGCGAUGGGGUCGCGUCUUGUGGAUGCCGACUUCCAUGCGGGCCUGGAGGUUGUGCUGGCCCUCGUGUUCUCCGUCAGCGCACCGGCCGGCAUGGCUGCCGCGACGAUCGCGGUGUCGGUGUCGCGUGAUGCGAUGACUGGCACUGGCUUUGUGACGCUGAUGGGUGUGCUGGACUCGCUCUGCGGCGGCAUUCUGCUGUACCUCGCCUUCACGCUGCUGCUUGGCGACUUCGUGGCGGACCUGAAGCACCACUGCGCGGAUGGCCGGCCCUACCGUCUGUGGAAGAAGAUCGGCAUGUUUGUGGCUCUGUGGAUCGGCAUGGGCCUGAUGGCCCUCGUCGGCAACUGGCUGUAG